CCUCUGCUUGUAUUAAAGAGGACAGUCUAGAAGUAAAUAAUGGCUUCCAAUAAGGCAGAGUUUGAAGAUGAAGAUGGAGAUGAAAAAGGAUCCAAGAACUCUUUAUUAAGUCACGAAGGAGAAGAUUACUCUCCAGAUACAAAGUAUAAACGUUCAAGAAACCUAGUUGGUUUUUGGAUUCUUGGUCUUUGCAAUAACUUUUCUUAUGUUGUGAUGCUGAGUGCUGCACAUGAUAUACUCAACCCAAGGAAUACAACAGCUUCAGCUCACCAGAAUUCAAAUGCCAGUAGCCUGUUUUCAAAUGGAUCAGCAAAUGGUUCCAGUUCUGUUGUUGAUGGUCUUGAAUGCAACCCACUAUCUACAGGGACUGUGCUGUUAGCUGAUAUUCUUCCUACUGUGUUUGUUAAAGUUACUGCUCCGUUCUACAUGAAAAAGAUAAGCUACAACAUCAGAGCCUUCGUAUGCAUCUUGUUUGCAUUUGCAAGUUUCUUCAUGAUUGCAUAUUCUCAUGUCUUGUGGAUUAGUUUAUUGGGUGUUGUAUGUGCAAGUCUUAGUAGUGGAUUGGGGGAAAUUACGAUAUUGAGUUUUUCUGCUCAUUUUGACAAGGAUGUGGUUUCUACUUGGUCCUCUGGAACAGGGGCUGCUGGUUUGUUUGGUGCUCUUUCAUAUGCUGGUUUGAUAUCAGCUGGCAUGUCACCAAGGAAUACAGUUUUAGUUAUGAACAUUGUUCCAUUUUUAUUUGGUCUCAGUUUUUGGUUUAUUUUGGAAUAUCCUUCGUACAUGAGGUACAAUGGUAAUUGUCAAACACUGUAUUUUCCAAUUGAGACCUCAAGUAAUAGAGGAGAUGAAGACACAACUAAAUACAUGAGUCUUUAUGAGAAACUUGUUAUUACAAAGUCCUUGUUGAAGUACAUGAUUCCACUUUUUCUCGUUUAUUUUGCUGAAUAUUUUAUAAAUCAAGGUCUGCAAGAGCUGAUCUAUUGGAAAGGAAUAUGGCUUACUCCUGCAGAACAAUACAGAUGGUACCAAGUUGAUUAUCAAUUUGGAGUACUGAUAUCAAGAUCAUCUGUCAACUUGUUUCCCAUCAAAAAUACAUGCUUGUUAGCAUUUUUACAGUAUGUCAACCUUGUCGUCCUCUUCUUUGAGGCAUACUUCCAUUACAUGCCAUCUGUAUGGAUAAUGUUUGCAAUCAUAUUAUUUGAGGGUUUACUUGGUGGAGCAGUGUACGUUAAUUCUUUCUACAGAAUCUCAAAAGAGGUGGCGCCAGAACACAGGGAGUUCUCUAUGGGUGUGGCCAGCAUGGCAGAUAGCUUUGGUAUCGCGCUUGCAGGAGCAUCUGCACUACCUACCCAUAAUGCAUUGUGUUCUUACUGGCGCAAGAAGCAAAGAUAGCCGUUGCUUUACCAAGUGAAAACAUGAAAGAAUGGAAUGGAAUUAAUAAAAUAAUAUCGUUUUUAAUGCAAAACAAAAAAACAAAACAAAACACAAAAAUAUUUAUAUUAUAUAGAAACCUGAACUAGUUCGUAUUGUAUACAUUCAAGGUUUUGUGCAUUCAUACAUAUCUUAUUGCGUUUAGUGAGACAAAAAAAACGCAAAUAUUACAAACGUCUCACAAACCUUUCAACACAAUCUGGUAAUGCGGUCUCCAUAACAGUCUAACAAUUUUGUUUGAUUUCAUUUCAUUCACAAGAUAACCUUAUUGAAGUAAUUAGCAUUCAGUUCUGUCUGUUUAAUUGUAAUACACAUAUGGGGUCAUACUUAUUUAGUCAAACAACGAGGUAAAUAGAAUAGUUUAUGUAGUAAUGUUCCCAGCGAGCUGUCUGCAAGUCGAUUCUUUUGAAGCACAGCCCAAAGUAGUGAAUACAUUCCUAAACUUUUACCUGGGUGUCAGAAUUUUUUAAAUUAAAAUUAAAGGAAGGUUCUUUUUC
Actinia tenebrosa (Australian red waratah sea anemone) is the source of this 1928-nucleotide messenger RNA. Its product is annotated as battenin. Lineage: Eukaryota; Metazoa; Cnidaria; Anthozoa; Actiniaria; Actiniidae. The record is from RefSeq and is a predicted model, not a curated record. Gene Ontology annotation, biological process: regulation of intracellular pH. Gene Ontology annotation, cellular component: membrane; vacuole.